GGCGGGGAAGCAAGGUACUGGGGGAAACUUAGCUAUUAGUGUAGCAGGGUCAUGAAGAAGAGGCGGCGGCGGGAGGAAGGAGGAGGCGGCGGGGGUGAGAAACUGCGGUAGCUGCCCGCUGGCCUGGUGGCGUGGCUGUGUGGAAAGGGCGUAGUUCUUAAUCCCUUCCCGGGCAGCGGCCGGGGCUCGGGGCUGAGAGCGGCCUUGGGGCCGCCUCCCCGGGCCCCCUGGCUCCGCCAUGUUCCGCAGGGCACGCCUUAGCGUGAAGCCGAAUGUCAGGCCUGGUGUAGGCGCCAGGGGUUCCACCGCCCCCAACCCCCAGCGUGGACAAGAGGCACCCAGGCCCCAGGAUCCUGCAGCGGCCUCCUCCCCGAAGCCAGCGGAGUCUACAGAUGUGCCCCCGAGGGAUUGCGGGGGAUCUGAACCCCAAGAAAAGGCUCCCAGGAGCAGUGAUGAAAAGACUGACAGUGAGAAUUAUGUUGAAGAAUCCAGUAAAUCUUCCUCUACUGUUUCACAGAGAAGAAAGAGAAUAUCAAGUACUCCUACUCUGGUUAAGCCUGGUGUCACUGUUCCUUCAGAAUCUCAUCCCUUAUCUACAGUUAAUCAAGAAGUUGCACAGCCGAACCCUGUUUCAACAAAAGAGAAACAGCCAUGUUCAGACAGAUACCGAUUAUAUAAAGCCCAGAAACUAAGAGAAAUGUUAAAAGAAGAAUUGAAGAAAGAGAAGAAGCAAUGGAAAAACAAAUAUGCCAUAAAUGAAAGUCAGAAGCCACCAGAUCGUUCAAAAAUGACUAUGAGAGAUUUCAUAUAUUACCUGCCAGAUAAUAAUCCAAUGACUUCUUCCCUGGAACAAGAAAAGAAAACUGAAAAAUCUUUGACACCAGUCCAGACAAGAGAGCAAGAAGGUAAGAGUACUCCUGAUACUGCAGAUAAUGAAGAACUAGAAGAAGAGGUGGAUGAUGGGCCAUUGCUGGUUCCUCGAGUAAAAGUGGCAGAAGAUGGUUCCAUUAUUUUGGAUGAAGAAAGUUUAACUGUAGAAGUUUUAAGGACAAAGGGCCCCUGUGUGGUUGAGGAAAAUGAUCCCAUAUUUGAACGUGGUUCUACAACUACAUAUUCCAGCUUUAGGAAAAGCUAUUAUUCUAAACCAUGGUCAAAUAAAGAAACAGAUAUGUUUUUUUUAGCCAUCAGCAUGGUAGGAACUGACUUUUCUAUGAUCGGACAGCUUUUUCCUCACAGAGCAAGGAUAGAAAUUAAGAACAAAUUUAAACGUGAAGAGAAAACAAAUGGAUGGAGAAUAGACAAAGCCUUUCAGGAAAAGCGCCCUUUUGACUUCGAUUUUUUUGCUCAUUUGCUUCAGAAAGUUCUUGCUGAAGAAGAGAAAAGAAAACAAAAAUCUGUUAAAAAUCAGAGUUUAAAGGAGAAGAAAUCCUCUAAGCCAAGGAAAAAUGUAAAAGUGAAAAAAGUUGCCAGUGAAGGAGGAAAUGAUGAUCCAGAUGUAUCUCCAAGCACCAGAAUUUCAGACACAGAACCAUCUCAAAAGGAUGCUCAGAUAGUUGAAGAAGAACAGCACUCUCAGACUUCAACAGCACAGGAUUCAGAACAGAUUGCAUUAGAAACAGACCUAAAUCAAAAGAAAAGAAGAAGAAAGAAUCAGGAUGAAGUUGGUCAACAAGAAGUAAAAAAUCUUUCAGAAAAUGCCGCUGUUCAGUUAGGUCAUUCUAAAGGAGAAACAUACGAAAAUAAAGGUCAGUCUUUAAGGGAGAUAAAUGAAGAUGAAGUCAAUAAGGAACAGAAACUUUCUUGCAUACAGAAUAUGGAUGACAUUGUGGAUUUAUCCUCCAGUGAAAAAGCUGAGAAAAGAACUGACCCUAUCCUUUCAUCAAGUGGUCAACAAGAUGCCACAUCAUUAGGAACUGAAGCUUCAGAAUCAAGCCCUUCAGGUUUGCCUUUAUCAGAAGCUGGAAUUAGUGCACUGUGUGAGGUGAAUAAUGUUGAAAGGAAUUAUACAAAAGAAAGCAGUGUUGACCUAAAAAAUAAAUCAUUGGAAACAGAUCAGUCAGGAAAUGUUAAACUAAUGGGAAGAAGACAACUACAGAGACCUAAACCAAAUUUAUCAAGGGCAGUUGGGAAGAAAUCUGUUCUUUCACAAGGUAAAACAGAUGCAGAGAGCAAGAGUUUACAUGCAGAAACUUCAUUUGAAAAGAAUCAUAUGGAAGAGGAUAAAGUGAAUACAUUGGACAUUUCUGGAAUGGAGAAUAUAGAGAGAGAGAACUCAGAAGCUGAGACUGUAUCUAUUUCUGGUUUGAGUGAAAAAAUUGGUCUGCAGGAAGAUGAUCAAACAAAGACUGUCAGACCAGCACGACUAAUGAGGAGCCGAUUGCAAAGGCCAAAGCCAAAUGUAGGUAAAGCUGCUGAAAGAAAAAUUCUAGCAUCACAGGAAAAAAUUGAGGCCAAUGUAAAAAAGAAUGAAAGUGAAUCCUGUGUUGCUAGAGAUAGUCCUGAACAAGUAGAAGAUCAGUCAUGUAAAAACGUUGACUUUGAAGACAUCACAUUACAAUCUGAGAAAGAAGAUAAUUUUUUCCAAAUGAAUGUUAAUGAAUGUGUAAGUAUUCAAGAGGAUAAGAAGGUCCCUGUUCUAAAGACUCGAUUUCAGAAACCAAAGCCAAAUAUAGGAAGAGGAGCUAGAAGAAGAGAAAUUUUCUCAAAGAAAGAGGUGUCAGAGGAGAUUGAAUCUGGGCAGUUUGCAGCACCUUUGAGAGAAAUUAUAAGAAUGGAAGAAACCUUACCAAGGGAGAGCAUAUCAGUGGAGGCUAAUUCUACUAAGGAAAAGGAGUCCUAUUUAGGGAAAACUGAAAGAGACAAGUCUCCAAGAGAGAAGAUACCAGAAAUGAUGUCCAGCACUGUGGAAAUGGAGGCAGAUUUGAAAGAAAUAGGAGGAGAGGUUUCCCCAAGGGACACUAUAUCAGAGGUGUCUGAUAUCACUGAGGAAAGAGUGAAGAAUUUGGAAGAAACUGGAAGAGAGGUUUCCCCAAGGGAUACUGUAUCAGACGUGUCUGGUGUCACUGAGGAAAGAGUGAUAAAUUUGGAGGAAACUGGAAGAGAGGUUUCCCCAAGGGAUACUGUAUCAGAGGUGUUUGAUGUCACUGAGGAAAGAGUGAUAAAUUUGGAGGAAACUGGAAGAGAGGUUUCCCCAAGGGAUACUAUAUCAGAAGUGUCUGAUGUCACUGAGGAAAGAGUGAUAAAUUUGGAGGAAACUGGAAGAGAGGUUCCCCCAAGGGAUACUGUAUCAGAGGUGUCUGAUAUCACUGAGGAAAGAGUGAUAAAUUUGGAGGAAACUGGAAGAGAGGAUUCCCCAAGGGAUACUGUAUCAGAGGUGUCUGAUGUCACUGAGGAAACUGGAAGAGAGGUUUCCCCAAGGGAUACUGUAUCAGAGGUGUCUGAUGUCACUGAAGAAAGAGUGACAGAUUUGGAAGAAACUGGAAGAAGAAAAAUAUCCCUGCAGGAAAAUGCCCCAGAGGUCAGCACUAUAGAUGAAGUAGAAACAAAUUUAGAAGAAACUGGAAGUGAGGUUUCUGUAAGGGAAAAUGUACCAGAGAUUGUUGAUGCCAUUAAGGAGAGAGAAACACAUUUGGAAGAAACUGAAAGAAGAGAAAUAGACAUAGAAGAAAAGGCCCCAGAGGCUAAGACUCAAGGUGAAAUGGAGACAGAUUGGAAAGAAAUUGAAAAGGGAUCUUCCCUGGGGGAAAAGGUACUAUUGGGGAUCAGUGCCAUGGGGGAAAGGGAGAUUGAUUUGAAAGAAACUGGAGAAGGAGAUCUUUCCCUGAUGGAAAAGGUAUCAGGAAAGACGGCUGCUAUUGAAGAAACAGAGGCAGAAUCAAAAGAAACUGGAGACAUUUCCUUAAAGAAAAGCAGAUCAGAAGAGAUUAGUGCUCCUGAAGAAAUGGCUGCAGAUUUGGAAAAAACUGGAAAAAUAGACAUUUCUUUAAGGAAAUAUGGAGCAGAGGAGACCAGGACCUCGAGACAAAAUGACACAGAUUUAAUGCAGAGCAGUAGUAGUUGCUGCAACACUAUGUCUUCACUUACUAUCAAAAAUGUUAGCAGUGAAGUACUAUCCGUGGUGCAAACACCUGAAGAAGAAGAAAAUUCUGAAAAGGAACUGUCAGGUCACUUGAGUUGUUUGGAGACUUCUUUACAGACUUCUGAACCUGAUAAAACAGACGACCAGGGGAUGCUAUCUCCAGAUGUUCCAGAGCAGUUUUCAAAUACUAAUUUAAGCAAAUCUCUUCCUCAAGAGCAGAAGCCACCUGAAGUUAAACCAGCACCUUUUAUGAGAAGCCGAUUCAAGAGACCAAAACCAAACUUAGCAAGAGCAACUUUAAAGAGAGAGACUACAGAAGCAGAAAAAUAUGUACGUGGGAAGAAAUUGGAAACUGAUAAAACUGAGACUGUUGUGGUGCAGCAGACCAGUGAACAGGUGAACACUCUCCCUUCUCAACAUGGUGUGGCUUCCCUAAUGACAUCAAGAGAAAAAGACAAAUCAGGUCACAGGGAGGAGGAGACUGUAAUAUUACCAUGUAUACAGCCUGAAAAGGACCUUUCACCUUCAAGUUCUUGUAAUCCUGAAGCGAUGUCUCAGCCUGUACAGACCCAGGAAAAGGAAUUAGUUGUUUCUAUGGGGUCUCCUAGAACAAACACUUUUCAACAAGAAGUCAAGGAAAGCGUUAUCCCAACUGCUCGAAUAGUAAGGAGCCGACUUCAGAGACCCAGACCAAACAUAACAAAGGCUGGACCGAGGCAAAUAGAAAAAGGUGAAGCUGAAGCCAUAAUUAAGGAAGAAAGAACAGUAGUACAAAAGGAUGAAACAAAAAAGUUCUUGACUGUGCCAAGCUCUCCAGUUGGAACUGAAAUUGAAGUUGUAUCCUCCAAAGUUUCAGAAGGUAUAACGUGUGAAAACCAGAGUCACAUGGUCCUUGCAGAACCUCUUCAUCUUAACAAAAUAAAUGUUUUAGAUGAAAAGAUGAGACAUGAACCUAAAAGGUCUGUUCCUAGUCCAGCACAUUUGGUAAGAAGGCAGUUCCGAAAGGUUAAGCCAAAUUUGGGACGAGCACAUGGUAAGAAAGAUGAGCCAGGCAUAGAAAAAGACAGAGCGGAUGAGAGAGAGGCAAGGAAGCCAGAAGAUAAUUUGCUGCAGCCCCGAGAUUCUGACACCCACCUCCUUCAAAAAGAAAAGGCUGAGUUUCUGACAUCUUUGGAGGUUUCAGCAAGAAAAGAUUGUGUUGAUUCCACGGAGGCUAGUUUGGCCCAAAGCAGUGCUCAUUUAGAAGUUGGACCAUCAGGAAGUGUUGGAGGAAAAACUGUAGGGGAUAAUUCUGUAUCUUCAGUUGCUGAAGAGCAGUGUCUCAGUAAACUAUCAAGCUCUCCACAGCUAUUAAAAGAAUCAAAUUACUCUAAAAUUGGUCUGGAUCGAAGAAUAACUGCCUCUUCUACUUCUGAGUGUGAGGUAGAUCAUGGUGGAAGGAGAAUGCAUCGCAGGAUGAAACCAAGUGUCACCAGAGGGCGUGGAUCAAAACGAGUUCGAAGUAAGACCUCUAGGAAGGAACCUCGUGCUUCCAAGGCCACGCUGGUGACUCUUCGGGCUUCACAGGAAGAAGAUGAAGAUGAUGAUGAAGAUUUUGAGCCUGAUUAUGAAGAUGAAAGUUACCAUCUUGCUCCAGAAGAAGUAAACAAAGCUCCAGUGUUUGUUCCCAUUGGUCUUAGGUCUCCCGAACCUGUUUCUGCUCAGAUUGAGGAAACAAUGGAAGAGCUUGAAAUAACUGUGAAUGUACCAGAUAUAGGCAUAGCUGUUGUUGAACAUCCACUGUCAAACACAGAUGUGACUACUCAGGAGAUGAGACAAGAAGAAAAUUUGAAGGCAUUAUCUGUCGAAAUGAACACAGAUGAACAUACCCAAGGUGAAACAGGUACCAGUGAUGGAAGCACUGAAGCUGCUAUAACGUUACUUGCAAUGGGAGAUCUAGUGUUGCAGUCAGAGAUCGGGGCAGAACAGAGUGAUGGAGUAUGUGUACUUCUUGAUGUUCAUUCAAAGGAUAAAAGCUGUGUUCCUUUUAGCCCAGAUAAUGUAAAUCACAAAAUUGUUCGUGAAUGUCAGGAGCUUUCUUCACCUGUCAAUAGUACAUCUCCUUCUUCAUUAGAAGAAAACAAGAUUGUAUUGGAAGAGCAAAGUACUAAAGAAGAAAUUGGUUUAGUGGAGAAAGUAAAGGAAAACGCUGUAUCAACCAGGAAUACAGCUUCUGAAGUGACCAGUAAUUUGAGAAUAAGAAGUAGAUUUGCCAAGCCUAAACCAAAUCUUAAGACUUCAGGGACCAGUAGAUUUGGUGUUCAUCAGGAAGUUCCCAAUUUGUUUAUAAACAAAGGAGAAAUGGUAGAAAGUCAAAGAGAAACUGAGAAAAAUAUUUCUGAAUCAACGGAAUUACAAGAUGAAAACCUUGGAUCACUUAGAACAGCAGAGAGUAAGGAGCAGAGCAAAUUGGCUUGUGAACAUGGUAUUGGAGAGACUGCUGUUUCUCAAGAAGCAAAUCUAACUGAAAGAAAUGAUGAUCAGGAAGAGGAAUCUCAAAAGGUUCAGAUAUCAUCAGUUGCUCCAGUUUCCUUUGAGACAAGGCCCCAUAUACUUGGUUCAGAUGUGGUUCUCCCUGAGAGUUCUGUCGAAGAGCCCCAGGGAAAGGACUCUAAUGGAGACAAUGUGCUUGCUCUUCAUAUGUCAGAGGAUACACUAACUAGUAUGCCAGAAGUCCAACAAGAGAAUGUAAUCAGUUCUCAAGACUUAACAGUGAAUCUAGUUGCUAAUGUACAUCAAGAUGGUGAGGAUGAACAAGCAUUCAUUUUAACUCUGGUGGAAAUCCCAACCAAUGCUGUAGAAGAAUUUAGUGAUACCAGUGCACAGUUAAUGCCAAACCCUUUACUGCCAGCACCCAUAUUGAUCAGAUCCGUGAAUACAGAAGAAAGGAGUGACAUGAGUGUGAGUUUUCCAGUAACUUCAGUUGGUCAGAAUACCAUGUGUUUAUCUGAUCCUGGAAAAGAUGAUUCUGAAGAGCCUCCUCCUGCUAAUUUGGAUCUUAUAUCUAGGAAGAGAUUUCACUGUAUGCUUGAAGAAAGUGACCAGGUUCCUCCUCCCAAAAAAAGUUUGCUCACUUCAGGAGAUGAUUGUCAAAAUUAUACCUCGGAGGUGUGUUCAAAGGAAAUGAUAAAUGCUUCUGAGGAAACAGGGGAGUCUUACAAGGAACAAGGUAUCUUUCCUACCUCAGGAAGCACACAUAUAACUCCAGAACCUCAGAAAGAGCAACUUGAACCAGCUUUUCAGAGUAUAGGAUCUGGGUCUCUUGAUAAAAUAACAGAUACACAUAUAGAAAAAAGUACAUCUCAGUUACCUCAGGAUGAGAGGAUUGUGUCUGCUAAGGAGGAGGGAACUUGUGCUGCUUCGAAGUCUGAACAAAUGAAUAGCAUUGCAUCAUCUUCAAAAACCCCAUUAUCCAGACCUGGCAGAAGACCCCUGGGAUUUUUGUCUUUAAUAUGUUCAAAGAAUAGUUUGGAGUCUGAUGAACCUACUCAGGUUUAUAAUAAGAAACGUCUAAAACCUCUUAUACCUGUAUCAAGAAAGAAUUUGAAAAGAUCAAAUCCACUCAGUGAAAGCCAGAAAAAAAUCCAAGAGUCCUCUGAUCAGCCUCCAUCUCCAAGUGUUGUUGAUACUCAAUCUGAGAAUACUGGCAGUUCAGCAACUCAGGCUUCUUGUGAUCGUCCCUUACCAAAAGAAGAAUGUAAAAGUAGCCAAAACCGGGUACCUGAGGAGGAGCCAACCACAGUCUCAGAAUAUUUCUUUGGUGAUAUCUUUAUCGAAGUAGAUGAAACAGAAUAAAAGUCUCUCUUUUUUUUUUUACUUUUUUUAAGUCUAGGAUUUCCAGAGUCAAAUAUCAACUAAGCAGUAUUUAGAAAAAAGCAUCACUGGCUAUUUUUCUUUAGAUUGAUUUUGAAUAUUUAAGAGCUUGAUUUGAAGCUUUUAUAAUCAGUGGAAAACAUUGCUGAGGUUCCUUUCAUUCUGAUUGAUUCAGCAUUUUGGAAAUACAAAGCAAUUGAGACUGCUUCUGAGACAGAAAUAGCUUCUCUUGUUCACAUUUUGACCCUUCCUGUGCUGAACACACGUGGACAUUUUGGAGCGCUGUGGGUAAACUCUCUAUAAAUCACAGUGCCGACUUACUUGGAGGUGGAUUGUAUUUAGCAUUUAGUGAACUUCUUUUGUAAAGUUUUUUUUCU
Molecule: messenger RNA, 8307 nt
Organism: Lontra canadensis (Northern American river otter)
Lineage: Eukaryota; Metazoa; Chordata; Mammalia; Carnivora; Mustelidae
Gene: BDP1
Product: B double prime 1, subunit of RNA polymerase III transcription initiation factor IIIB
Exons: 39
Coding region: 239-7912 (2557 amino acids)
Biological process (GO): RNA polymerase III preinitiation complex assembly
Cellular component (GO): transcription factor TFIIIB complex
Molecular function (GO): TFIIIC-class transcription factor complex binding
Source: RefSeq, a predicted model, not a curated record